CGCAACACCGCUGCCCAUCCGUGUUGCUCCUCCCCUCCCACAAUGUCUAUCCGCGUCCUGAUCAAGGACUACCCGAACCGCGCCAUCGCCCUCGCGACCGCCUCCCACGUCCUCAUCUUGCGCCACAGCCCCACGAGCACCGCGGACCACGGGUCGCAUAACAACUCUUCGACUUCCUUGACCAGCAAUGGCGCCGCGUCCGCCCGGUGCAUGGUUGAGUUCGCCGCGGUGGACCAGGUCGAUCUCAGCGAGUACAGGUCACUGAGCGCGCUGUCGGUCCACGGAACCCUAGGCCUUAUAACCGUGAACGGGGAUGUGUUCUUGGUGGUUGUCAGUGGGGCGAGCAAGGUCGCGAGUGUGCGGCCGGGCGAGACGGUGCUGAGGAUUCAUUCGGUCAAUUUUUAUUGCUUGAAUAGUUCCAACUACGACCACCUUUUGAACGAUGAGAUAAAUCCGUAUCCGACCGACACGAUUGAUGAUGAGGGCUUUGAGAUGGGAUAUGGCCGCGGCAAGGGGGAGAGUCCGCUGGAGCAUCCGUGUUUGGCGCUGAAGAAGCUGUUGAGUAGUGGCACUUUUUAUUAUAGUGCGGAUUUUGACCUUACGAGGCGGCUUCAGGAUAGGUCCUCAGAUGCGUCUACUGUUGCGAUUGACAGCUUAGACGCCGGGUUUCUAUGGAAUUCGUACAUGAUCCAACCUCUGGUCGAUUUCAGAUCACGGCUAUCACAGCGGGAAAAGGAUGCUUUGGAUGCGUCGAGGAUCUUAACGUCUGCGAUUCGUGGAUUCGCGCUUACUAUCACCGUGCCAGCGCAUUCAAACCCUCUUCGCUCAAGCAAAUCAGGGAUGCCGUCUGCGAUGACUCUCAUAUCCAGACUAUCUUGCAGAAGAGCUGGGACAAGAUUCAAUGCCCGAGGAAUCGAUGAUGACGGAAACGUAGCCAACUUCGUCGAAACAGAGACGAUCUUCUGGUCACCAACUGGCGUCUGCUUCUCCUAUGUCCAGGUCAGGGGCAGUGUUCCAGUCUUCUGGGAGCAGGUCGCCGGUCUCAUCCCCGGACAGCAAAAGAUCUCCAUCACCAGGUCAUCAGAGGCAACGCAACCAGCAUUCGAUAAACACUUCGAGAACCUGGAAUUGGCCUACGGCGCCGUGCACGUAGUCAACCUCCUCAGCAACGAGAAGCCAGGAGAGCUAGACCUGACGAAUCGCUACCGCCAUCACAUCAACCGCAGCGCUCUCAACAACACCCACGAGAAGGAGUCCGGGCAUGAUCACGAGCUACUGCAACUCACUGACUUUGACUUUCACGCUGAAACUCGUGGAGUAGGCUAUGAGUCUGCGAGUAUCAUCUCCCAGCUGAUCUCGCACUCCGCAGACGGCUUCGCGUACUACCUCUCAGAAGAAACGGACGAAAGCCCGAGAUCUGGGCAAAAUGGCGGUGGGCAGACAAUUCGCCGACCCUUCACAAUUCUGCAGCAGGAAGGCAUUUUCAGGACGAACUGUUUGGACUGUCUGGAUCGGACGAACUUGAUACAGACCAUUAUUAGCAAGAUGGCUCUUGAGGCUUUUCUAAGUCAUAAGGGACUUACUGCUAGUCAAGAUUUUUGGGUCAGGCAUGGGAGUAUGUGGGCGGAUAAUGGAGAUGCGCUAUCACGAAUUUAUGCGGGUACUGGAGCCUUGAAGUCUUCUUUCACGAGACAUGGAAAGAUGUCAAUCGCUGGUGCGUUGGCAGAUGCGCGGAAGAGCGCCACUCGGAUGUAUAUCAACAAUUUUGCGGACAAAGGUCGGCAGAAUACGAUUGAUAUGCUUUUGGGCCGAUUGAUGGGCCAGGUGCCUGUUCACCUCUAUGAUCCAAUCAAUGACUAUGUACUGAACGAGUUGAACAAGAGAUCUGCUGAGUAUUCAGAAAAUGCAGUAAUCCAUAUACUAGUGGGAACUUUCAAUCUCAACGGCAAGACGAAUGGCAUCGAUCAAGAUCUAUCCGCAUGGCUAUGUCCCGAUGUCGACUCCUCACAAAAAUGUCCUGAAAUAGUAGCAGUCGGCUUCCAGGAAAUUGUCGAUCUCAGCCCUCAACAAAUCAUGUCCACGGAUCCUGCCCGCCGUCAAAGAUGGGAGCACGCAGUCAAGCAAUGCCUGAACCAAAAUGCUCGAAAACACGGGCAAGAAGAAUACGUCAAUCUCCGCGGUGGACAGCUUGUCGGCGCUUCACUUUCCAUCUUCGUACGAGCAAAUGCGUUGAAGUUGAUUAAGAACGUUGAGGGGAGCCUGAAGAAGACUGGAAUGUCGGGCAUGGCGGGAAAUAAGGGCGCCGUGGCGAUCCGAAUGGAGUAUGCAAAUACUUCUAUUUGUUUCGUGACUGCUCAUCUUGCGGCUGGCUUUGCCAAUUACGAGGAGAGGAAUCGGGAUUACAAGACCAUAAGCCAUGGAUUGCGGUUUGCGAGGAAUCGAUCAAUUGAGGAUCACGAUACAGUCAUCUGGUUGGGAGACUUCAACUACCGGAUUGGGUUGAGUAAUGAGAAGGUGCAGAAGCUUAUUCAAUUUGGGGAUCUAGAGACGCUAUAUGAAAACGACCAGCUCAAUCUCCAAAUGGUUGCCGGUUUAACAUUCCCUUAUUACUCUGAAGCCAAAAUCACCUUCGCUCCAACCUACAAGUUUGAUCUUGGGACGGACAGAUAUGACACCUCCGAGAAAGCUCGUAUCCCAGCAUGGUGCGACCGCGUACUCCGAAAAGGAGAUAACCUUCGCCAAAUCAACUACAACUCCGCAGAUCUCAAAUUCUCCGACCAUCGCCCCGUGUACGCCACUUUCCAGUGCCUAAUCAGCAAAGUCGAUGAGAAGAAGAAGGAAUCCCUUAGCAACGAUCUCUACUUCCAACGCCGUGCUAAUGUCGGUGAUUCCACUGCCAAUGGCCCUAUGGAUGACUCGGACGAUGAGGACUUAAUUGGAUAUGACUCUAUCGAGCCUGGCUUGCCGCCAGCAAGCUCGGACAAGAGGAAAUGGUGGCUUGAUAAUGGUCUUCCCGCCCGCUCCCGCGUCCAACCACCAGCCCCCGACUACCUCCCCAACCCCGCCCGCCCCUCAAACCCCUUCACCCCCUCCCCAGAACCCGACUGGGUCGAGGUCCAGCGCCUCCCAGUCCGCUCCCGCAACGCCCCCCUCUCCUCCAACACCCCAACUCUCCCCUCCCAAGAGCAGCAGAGACAGACCGCCGGAGCCGGCGGCCGCAAACUCAUCGCACCCCCCUUCCUCCCCACGCCCGCGCAGGCAACAAGCUUCGUAGACGCCGAGGGCGCGCGGUCGAACCCCACACCCCCACCAGCCUCCACGCCCACACCCACCUUACGAAAGGAAGCCGGAAACCCGAAUGGAACUAGAAACGGCACACGCCCAAUCCCCAUCGUAACGCGCUCCUCAGCCUCCAUCCGCAAACCCGCGCCGCCGGUCCCGAAGAAACCGAGUCUCCUGACUACCUCGCCGUCUGUGACCCCGUCGCCGACGGUUAGUGGCACGACGAGGGCAAGCGGGGUGCCGUUCCCCCCGCCGCCGCGCGGCGCGAGCGCUGUGCUGCAGAAGGCGCCGCCGGGGGGAGUUAGGAGUGGUAGUGGGGGGAGGGGUGAGGAGGAGGAGGGGCCGCCGCUGCCGCCGAGGAGGGCGGGGACGGUGGGCGAGAAGCAGAGGGGUGGUGGGCAGAUUAUGGAUGAGCGGGAUGAGGGGGAGUUGGAGGACUUGAGGGGGUGGGAGGUUUUGAGACCGGUGAGGUAG
Mytilinidion resinicola is the source of this 3756-nucleotide messenger RNA. RefSeq lists its product as uncharacterized. The record is from RefSeq and is a predicted model, not a curated record. The transcript has 9 exons. Gene Ontology annotation, molecular function: phosphatidylinositol-4,5-bisphosphate 5-phosphatase activity; phosphatidylinositol-3,5-bisphosphate 5-phosphatase activity. Gene Ontology annotation, biological process: phosphatidylinositol dephosphorylation. Gene Ontology annotation, cellular component: membrane; cytoplasm. NCBI's taxonomy places the organism in Eukaryota, Fungi, Ascomycota, Dothideomycetes, Mytilinidiales, Mytilinidiaceae. The coding region runs from base 43 to 3756 and encodes 1237 amino acids.